AAAUACGUAUUUCCCACUGAAAAGUUGCAAUAACGUAAUAAAGACAAGGAAACGAAUAUUUUUUUCGUUAGAGAUAUCGUAAACUUUCGACAUAGAGGAUAAGAGUAGAGUUUUUUCAGAUAAUUGUUAUCGUUUUGUUCAUAUAGAUUUAAAUCACCCUAUGCUUGAAAAAGUAGGAAUUAACGUGACAACAAAACGUGUGAACACGACAUGCUUGUAACUCCUACAUCAGAAGCGGAAGUUAGGAUAAUUUCGGUAGAACAUGAAAGCAUUAGAGGUUAUAUGUUUAUACACACAGUAUAUACACAGGUAACACGGGUACUUGUUUUUCCCCCCCAAAAUCACUCCUUCUCUGCUCCCUGAUGCCUUCCUAUGUUGUGAACUACACCUUUCACCUACAGGUACGUAGGUGAAAGACAAAGGAAGUGCACAUUCUUCACAAACAGCCUGCAGUUCUGCUCUGAAAGAAAACUGAAAUUUAUCCAGACUGGAGCAGGUAACAACAGGAAAACAAAAUGGCUUCUAAGUUUUCAGAGGAGGAUUUCUCCUGUCCUGUUUGCCGUGAAAUCUUCACGGAUCCUGUUUUACUGCACUGCAGUCACAGUGUGUGUAAAGUGUGUUUGCAGCAGUUCUGGGAGACCAAAGGAUCCAGAGAAUGUCCUGUUUGUAGGGCGAAGUCAUCUCCAGAAAAUCCUCCCUUAAAUCUGGCCUUAAAGAACCUGUGUGAGACUUUCUUACAGUCCGAGAGAAGUCAGAGUUCUUCAUCAGGGUCUGAAACAGUCUGCAGUCUGCACAGUGAGAAACUCUUCUGUCUGGAUGACCAACAGCCAGUUGGUUUAGUGUGUCAGACUUCAAGAAAACACAGCGACCACAAAUUCCACCCCAUUGAUGAGGCAGCAACAGACAUGCUUAAGGGGAAGGUCAACACUGAAUUAAAACUCCUACAGAAGAAUUUGAAGAACUUUGAAGACUGCAAACUGAACUGGAGUCAGAUUGCAGAACAUAUAAAGAUUCAGGCCCAACACACAGAGCAUCAGAUUAAGGAGCAGUUUGAAAAGCUUCACCAGUUUCUACGAGAUGAAGAGGCAGUCAGGAUCGCUGCACUGAGAGAGGAAGAGGAGCAGAAGAGUCAGAUGAUGAAGGAGAAGAUUGAGAAGCUGAGCAGAGACAUAUCAUCUCUUUCAGACACAAUCAUAGCCAUAGAAAAGGAGUUGAGAGCUGAAGACAUCCUGUUCUUACAAAACUACAAGGACACAGUGAAAAGAGCCCAGUGCACACUGCAGCAUCCAGAGGAGCUUUCAGGAGCACUGAUCCAUGUGGCAAAACAUAUGGCCAACCUGAAGUUCAGAGUCUGGGAGAAGAUGCGGGACACUGUCCAAUACACACCUGUAACUUUGGACCCCAACACUGCUCAUCCUAAACUCAUUGUAUCUGAUGAUCUGACCAGUGUGAGACGCAGUGUUGAGGAAAAGAAACUUCCUGAUAAUCCAGAGAGAUUUGAUGAAGAUGAAAACGUCGUGGGCUCUGAGGGUUUCAACUCAGGGACACACUGUUGGGACGUUGAAGUUGGAGACUGUACACAGUGGUCACUGGGUCUGAUGACAGAAUCUGCUCAAAAGAAGGGAAAAAUAGGAAGUGGAAUCUGGUGUAUGUGGUGUAAUAACGGUAAAUAUGCAGCAGGUUCAACAAAAUUUACUCGCCUCUCAGUAGCACAGAAACUCCAGAGGAUCAGAGUGCAGCUGGACUGGGAAAGAGGAGAGGUGUCAUUCUCUGACCCUCUCACAAACACACACAUAAGCACACUCGAACACACAUUUACAGAGAAAGUACUGCCGUUUUUUUCUAAUACGUAUAAAGAGACUUCUUUAAAGAUCCUCCCAGUUCAGUGCUCUGUAUCAGUGAAUCAGUUAGAGCUAAUUAAGAAGUAAAGUAUUAUAAUCAUAAGCUUUAUUAUCAUUCUAUUAUUUGUUUUCUUUAUAUUCUUACAGUAUGGUUUGUUUUGUUGUAUCAAUAAUUAUAAUUCAGUCUUUUACAGACCUACAAUGUACAGUAUAACAUUUUAUGUAUUUAAUUUAAUAACAUCAUAACUUCAUUGCUGAUUUUCUUGUUACAAGUGCUAUAAUUAUUAUUAUUUUUUUUUAAACAUUUCAUUGCUACCAAAACUGCUCAGGGCCGACCUACAGCUAUUCAAAAUGCAGCUAUUAAAGCUAUUUAAAUUACGUGUAUAAUUGUGUAUAUAAGGCGCAUAUGUCUUUUUCAGUUAUCUGUAGAGGUAUACCAAUACACUCAGGUCAUGAUUUCAAUUCAAUUUUCAAAAUAUUUUGUUUCAAGAAAUAUUGUAUUUGAUUAUUGUAUUUUUAUUUAUUU
Messenger RNA from Tachysurus fulvidraco (yellow catfish), 2367 nucleotides. RefSeq names its product zinc-binding protein A33-like. The transcript is spliced from 8 exons. Gene Ontology annotation, molecular function: protein binding. Lineage: Eukaryota; Metazoa; Chordata; Actinopteri; Siluriformes; Bagridae. The record is from RefSeq and is a predicted model, not a curated record. The coding region runs from base 516 to 1928 and encodes 470 amino acids.